Molecule: messenger RNA, 883 nt
Organism: Symbiodinium sp. CCMP2456
Lineage: Eukaryota; Dinophyceae; Suessiales; Symbiodiniaceae
Source: the annotation of a GenBank genome assembly
GACCGGCUGCACGAUUGGACCUCUGCUGGCCUCUCAGGAGGCCCUCGGGGAGUUCGGCCCCAUCGCCCUCGCCGCCGCCGUCUUUGCCGUGAUCGCCCCCGCCAUGGCCCUGGUGCUUCCGGAAACCGCCCCGCAGAGGAACGAGAAAGAGAGCCAGGUUGCUCGAGUACCCCUCUGGCAGCAGAAUGAGGUGCUGAUGAUCUUGCUGCUUCUCGCCCUUCCAGAGCUCGGUUUGGUAUCUCACCAGGGCGUGGCGCUGAAUACCUACUCUAUGAAGAUUGGCAUGGGAAAGCCCUGGAUUGCCAAAGUUAACUCCGCCUCCGCCAUCCUCCAGGCUUUGGUCGCUGGCACUGUUUGUGCCAGCUUAGCCCGCCGCGGGUGGAGUGAUACCACGUUAAUGCAGCUUGGCUGUGGCAGCUUCGCUGCCGCCUCCCUGGCGAUUUUCUUCUGGCAGAGCCCCGAAGCGAUCGUGGCUUCUGCGCCCCUCGCUGCUGCCGCCAACUCGGUGCUGCGAAGUUUUCCCGCAGCGUUGCUGAGCAAAGAAGUGCCGGAGCAGCGGCAAGGCGAAGCGAUGGGCUUGCUAGAUGUGUGCUCCUCUGCCCUUCGCGUGGCCGCACCUGUCUUGGCCGGAGUGCUGAUGGACAGCUUCGGCGGGCCUUCCGCGUUCCUUUUCCAAGCGAUUCUCUUCCUUGCGGCCGUGGUGGGACUGACGUUGCGCCAGCGGCGCUGGGACAAAGACACCUGCGACGCAGACUCUGCAUGCCAUGAAGUCAUGGCUCCCUGGUGGUCCUGGAGCUAUGUGGUGGUCACGGUUGUGGGCGCCGGGCUGCACGACCGCGUGCGGGAGUGGAGCGCGAAGGCAUCACUUGGACCUCACAGCUAG